This is a messenger RNA of Rubroshorea leprosula, 1341 nucleotides long. Lineage: Eukaryota; Viridiplantae; Streptophyta; Magnoliopsida; Malvales; Dipterocarpaceae. The record is from the annotation of a GenBank genome assembly.
AAUCGGGAAACCCCCUGAUCCUUCCUUCCCGUCGCCGGAGAAGACACCGGGCAGAGUAUCGCCGCACCGCGCCAUCGAUUUUCACCGGACAGCUAACGGUAAUACGUAUAUUUCGCCGUUAACUGUAGCUCAAAUCGAAAUCUUUUCUUGUUGCUGUAGAUUAGAAUGUCAAUAGCGAUGAUGUAUGCCCGUAUAGGGUUCGAUGUUAGUCUGCUCAAUCUUAGAACUUUUUUGAUUUUUUUGGUUAAUGGAUUCCAAAGGAUAUUCCUUUUUGUUCAAAUUUCUUGUUAUUGGACCAUUGAAUGCUUCGUUGAAGGAAUUUUGUGAUGUAUUGUAUUGUCAGUAUUCUUUCAUCAUCAAUGGUUAACUCGUGGAGUUCUAUAUUGCAUAAUUUCUCAUAGAAACGAGGAUUCAAAGUCAAUAUCUUUUUCUUUUUUUGUAUGUGGGUGUCUAUGUAGAAAGUGUGGAAGCAACAUGGAAAACACAAGCUUGGUAUCUUUUUCUAUCUGUUGCUUAAAAGCAACUAUUGCUUCUAGCUGCUGCUUUGUUUCACUGUUUAGUGUAUAGUUUUCCAUGAUAUGUGAUUUUCGUGUUUGAUUUUUGAAUGGGGGAAAUGGUAAUUUGAUUGGUGCUGUCUGUACAUGUCUCCAAAAUGGAUUGAAAUUUAUUAUGGAUUCUAUGAACAUGGCCUUAGGAUAGAACGAGUGACAUGUGGAAAACUUGGAUGGUCUUUUAAUUUGGAUACCUGAAAAUUUCUACUCAUUGCUUUUCACAGUUUUUAAAUGAGAUAAUUGAUUGUGGAAAACCUUUCCUCUUUUUGUUGCAUUGCAUAUGAUCUAUAUGUAUAACAUGAUAAGUUGAUUAGUGAAAUUCAUCGCUGAGUGCUGAGAGACAUUACUGUUUGUGUUAGAUGGAUGCACUUAUCAGAAUAUGCCACUCUUUAGUAUCUGAUGCAGAUAAGUUUCAGGUCCAGCUACUUUCCAUUUUGCAGAUGUGAGAACAUUUGUGAUCACUGCAAAACACCGUGUAGAGAACUGACCACACCAAUGUGCAAACAUUUGCACAGUUCAAUUACUUCAUGAGGUUUUGAUUUAUGCUUGACUGCUUGUGUCUUGGGAACUAAACGGACAGAUCUAUAGAGGGAAGCAAAAGUGGAAGCAUGGUUGGACAAGAUCAUGUACACAAUCCAAAGAUGAAGCCACCAAUUGUUUUAACUGGAACUGCAAAGGAAGGUAGCACUGGUCCACCCAUUGGUCUUAUUGACAUCGGCAUUAGUCAAAGUGCCUACCUCUUCCGAGUUGCAUUGCCUGGUAUCAGGAAUAAUCAAAGUAAGGUUUCUAU